AACUCGUGAAACCACGUACACAAAAAAGAAAAGGUUGGGAGAGAAAGCGCGUUGAUGAUAUGAAGUCUAGUCUAUCUUCCUUCCCUCUAUAAAAGGAAACAUGCAGAGACCGUAUGGAAUAAGCAGAUAGAUCAAAGUGAGUAGAAGAAGAUCUAAAGAUAUGGAAGGUGUUGCAAGAAAAGCUAGUAACAAAUGGUUGUUGCGGAAGACUCGGAAGAGCAAAAGGAAAAGGAAGAAAAAAAUGGUUAACCUGAUGAUCUUGUUUGUUGGUAUGGGAGGAUUCCGAAAUGUAAUCAGGUGUUGCAAGAUGACCAUGGGUGUUGCCAGAUCGAUGGAGAGUCUUGCAAGAUCGAUCGAGAGUCUCGCAAGAUCGACCAUAGGUGUUGCCAGAUCGAUGGAGAGUCUUGCAAGAUCGAUCGGGAGCCUCGCAAGAUCGACCAUGGGUGUUGCCAGAUCGAUGGAGAGUCUUGCAAGAUCGAUCGAGAGUCUCGUAAGAUCGACCAUAGGUGUUGCAAGAUCGAUCGGGAGUCUCGCAGGAUCGACCAUGGGUGUUGCCAGAUCGACGGAGAGUCGUGCAAGAUCGAUCGAGAGUCUGGCAAGAUCGAUUGAGAGUUUAUGGUUUGGGAAUGCUCAUGCAUGUUUAGCGCACAGCGUGGAGAUGUGAUCAGGUCUAAUGAGGCACGAUUUAGGAGGCACAUAAUAACAACAGAACUCAAAACAAUCAAUAUACUGAAGCAGAACUCGAGAAAAAUGAAGCAUUUUCCUUGAAACAAUAAAAAAGAGUAAUGGAAAUGGUUGUUUGAUUCAUAGAUGUUGUAAUAUGACAAGAAAUGGAUGACAGGGUCAUAUGUAAGCCCCAGUGGCGUUUGAAUCAUGUAUUUGCUUUUCUUUAAACAGCAAAAAGGUAAUGAAAAUCACUGGUGGAAAUUGAAAAGCCAGAAGUUAGUCUGGCGAUAUAAAUUCAAACUGACUUC
Molecule: messenger RNA, 974 nt
Organism: Papaver somniferum (opium poppy)
Lineage: Eukaryota; Viridiplantae; Streptophyta; Magnoliopsida; Ranunculales; Papaveraceae
Exons: 2
Coding region: 161-664 (167 amino acids)
Source: RefSeq, a predicted model, not a curated record